AUGAAAAUUAGACGAGCAUUAGAUCUUUAUGCUAAUGUUGUUCGAAUAAAAACAGUACCGGGACUUAAACUUCGUCAUCAAAAUGUCGAUUUUAUUGUCAUACGUGAACAAACUGAAGGAGAAUAUAGUGCACUUGAACAUGAAUCAGUUCGUGGUGUUGUUGAAUCAUUAAAAAUUACAACUUACGAAAAUUCAAGACGUAUAGCAAAAUUUGCAUUUGAUUUUGCUACAAAAUUUAAUCGCAAGAAAAUUACGGCUGUACACAAAGCAAAUAUAAUGAAACUUGGUGAUGGUCUUUUUCUUGAAUCAUGUCGCGAAGUCGCAGCUUUGUAUCCAAAUAUUAAAUUAGACACCAUGAUUGUUGAUAAUACAUGCAUGCAAUUGGUUUCUAAACCACAACAAUUUGAUGUACUUGUUGCACCAAAUCUUUAUGGAAAUAUUGUCGCUAAUUUAGCUGCUGGAUUAGUUGGAGGAGCAGGAAUGGUUCCUGGUGAAUCUUAUUCGACUGAUGUCGCAAUCUUUGAACCGGGUGCGCGACAUCCAUUUUUAACAGGUGCUGGUAGAAAUAUUGCUAAUCCAACAGCUAUGCUUUUAUGUGGAGUUAAUUUACUUCAAUAUCUUCAUCUUGACGGUAUGGCUUCGAAAAUCGAAAAUGCUAUUGCUGCUGUUAUCAAACAACAACGUAUUAAAACACGUGAUAUCGGUGGUUAUGCAACACAGCAAGAUUUUCUUCGUAGUGUUCUUCAUCAACUUGGAUAUUAG
This is a messenger RNA of Adineta steineri, 762 nucleotides long. The record is from the annotation of a GenBank genome assembly. NCBI's taxonomy places the organism in Eukaryota, Metazoa, Rotifera, Eurotatoria, Adinetida, Adinetidae.